Medioppia subpectinata is the source of this 949-nucleotide messenger RNA. Lineage: Eukaryota; Metazoa; Arthropoda; Arachnida; Sarcoptiformes; Oppiidae. The record is from the annotation of a GenBank genome assembly.
AUAAUGAAUUGGGGUUUGAAAUUAUUGUUCACAUUAACAAAUUUUUACAUCAACUAAAUAUAAUUGCAAAUAUAAGUAUUGUGUCCACGAAAAACAUCUUGAUUGCAAAUUUUUAACACAUCAAUUGACAAAACGCUGUGACAAACAUAAAUAUGUCAAAACAAUCGAUGGCCGGACAGUUGAUAGAUGUGGACGGAUAUAAAAUUCAUUACGAAAGGGUCGGCACUGGACCUAAUGUUAUACUUUUACUGCCCGGCGGUCUCGGAACCACUCGAUCAGACUUUAGUAUACAAUUAUCCGAAGACAAAGGCUUUAAUGGGCGCAAAUUCACUAUGAUCGCUUGGGAUCCGCCGGGCUAUGGCUUUAGUAGACCUCCAGUCCGAGAGUACAGCAAAGAUGUCUAUAAACGAGACGCCUAUUUGGCCGCAACCCUAAUGAAUAAAUUGGGGUUUAAAUUGUAUUCAGUGUUGGGUUGGAGUGACGGCGCAAAGACUGGUCUUCUAAUGGCAAUCAAAUAUCAAUCAAAUAUCGAGAAACUUGUGAUUUGGGGCGGAAAUGCAUAUGUCUUACCACAAGAAAAAUACGCGAUCCAUGCCAUCAGAAAUAUAUCCAAAUGGAAACGACAAACACUUAUGUUCUUUGAGUCGGUUUAUGGCAAUGAAUUACAGGUGCUGUGGAAUCGACACGUAAACCAUUAUAUGAACAAUUUGGACGAUAUCUGCAGGAAUGAGGUCCACAAGAUUCGGUGUCCAACACUAGUGCUACAUGGUGAUUUGGAUCCAUUACCUGAAGAACACCCGCUAUUCCUAACCGAUAAGAUAUAUGAUUCCCAGUUAUAUCGGUUCACUCGCGGCUCACAUAAUAUACACCAGGAAUGUAGCGAUGAAUUCAAUAGAGUUGUCACCGAUUUUCUCUUAGAAGAUAACUAUUAGUUAAAUGUUUGUCUUCG